Molecule: messenger RNA, 1509 nt
Organism: Coprinopsis cinerea okayama7#130
Lineage: Eukaryota; Fungi; Basidiomycota; Agaricomycetes; Agaricales; Psathyrellaceae
Exons: 2
Coding region: 316-1509 (397 amino acids)
Source: RefSeq, a predicted model, not a curated record
GUCCCUGUAGCUCUGCCUCGACUCCAACAUGGGUUUGAGUGGAAGGAAAGUCAAACAAAGAAUCGGCAACGAUCCCAGGAACUUGUCUUGGGCUGAUGGUACGCCCCGCCAAACAAUUUUAUCUUUUCCUGUCCUCAUAUACUCUACGCACCUUGUCCACAAUUCCAACGUGCCUUUACUUUGCGAAACGAUACUGCAGAUGCUGCGCGAUUCGGAUCCAAUUACCUCUCCAGAUUCGGGUGGGAUGCAUCCAAAGGGCUUGGAGCAGAAGGCGAAGGCCGGACCUCUCACCUCAAAGUAGCCCAAAAGCUAGAUAUGCUGGGUAUCGGAGCUGCUCAUCAAAAAGAUCCCAAUGGGAUUGCGUGGAAGCAGAAUAGGGAUUUCGAGAAUUUGUUGAAGAGGUUGAAUGCGGCUGGUGGGGAGGGUGGUGCAGAGGUUGAGGUCAAGACAGAGGUUAGUGGGUUUGUGAGCUCGACGAAGGAAGUUCAGGUUGAGGUGAAGAAAGAGGAGAAAGAGAAGGAGGACGAAAUGGAUGUCGAUGAAAAGAAGGAGAGGAAGAAGGAGAAGAAAGAAAAGAAGGACAAGGAGAAAAAGAAGGACAAGGACAAGGAGGGAAAGAGGAAACGGUCUGAAGUCGACGGCGACGAAGAAUCUGGUUCCCAGAAAAAGAUGAAAACUGAGGAAGCAAGUCCUACACCUCAGUCCUCAGACUCUACACCCUCUGAACAGCCCAAAAAGGCGUUUGUACCGCGACAUCGAGCUCACCGAGCACGCGCCAUUGCAGCUAAAUCCAUCUCCAUGAAAUCUUCCACUCACAUCUCGGAAAUUCUGGGCAUUGCUCCAGAAUCCUCUACCACCUCUGCCGCAGCUUCAGGCUCCAUCUCACCCGCACCUCCGGACCAAGGAAAACUCACCGUCAUCUCCGAGGACGUUCCCGAACUCGAAAAAAUCACCACAUCUACAAAGAGUGUGGCUGAUUACUUCAAGGAACGGUUACUUGCCAAGGCCAAUGCGAAAGCCCAGUCGUCCGGGUCGAGUGCUUCCACUCCUCAACCCAGUGCGACCAAGGAUGAGGAGAUGGACGAGGCGGAGGAGAAACCUAGAGGUGGACUAGGUUUUGCGAGGGUGCAGUGGGAGAGCCAGGAAUCGACCAGUGUACAGAGUGAUACCCUUCGGAUGGGACUUUCCAAGUUUUCAUCGUUGAUGUCUUCGACAUUCCUUUCCAGCACUUUCUCAUCGUCCACAUCGGAAUCGACAUCGCCUGCGACUGAGGAGAAGAAAGAAACGGGAGAGGAGGAUGAGAAAGAGACGGAGGAACAGAGAAAAGAGCGCAAGAGGCUGAAGAAAGAGGAGAAGGCGAGGAAGAAGGCUGAAAAGGAAAAGCGGAAAGCUGCCAAGGCAGAAGCUGCUACCUCGGAAGCAAAGGGCGGGGACGCUGAAGACGCAGGGAAAGAGAGAGAGAAAGAGUCGAAGAAAAAGAAGAAAAGCAAAAAAGAGAAAAAGACAUAG